AUGGCUCUAGGUACUGCUCAAGAGAGCACUGAAGCUACUCAGCUCUCGACAACAGCUUCAACUACCCCUACGACGACUGUCCACACCACCCCUACAACUACUCCUACAACCACUGCCCACACUACCCCUACAACUACCCCUACAACAACUGCCCACACAACCCCUACAACUACCCAUACAACAACUGCCCACACAACCCCUACAACUACCCCUACUACGACUCCCCACACCACCCCUACAACUACCCCUACAACCACUGCCCAUACCACCCCUGCAACUACCAAUACAACGACUGCCCACACCAAUGCUACGACCGCUCCUCCAACCACUCAUGUAACCAAUUCGACGGCGUCCCCUACACCUGCCCCUACUACUCCAGCUCCAACACCGAACCCCGACGUUGGAGAAUACAACGUCAAGUCUGAUGGAAACUCCACUGAGUGUCUGAAGGCAAAAAUGGGCCUGCAGUUUAGGUUUAAACCGUCUGUGAAUGCCUCCCUCCAGACCAUCAAUCUAAACCCCAACACCACAAGCUCCAAUGGAACAUGUGGAAGCAACGGCAGCGAUGCUACUCUCCAACUGACGUCUGACACAGUGACAGUUCUGUUCGUUUUCACCACUGAAUCGGGUAAAUUCCACCUGCAGUCAUUGAGUUUCUCAGCUCUUAUUGGAAGUGGGAGCAAGUUCAAAGUAGACAAGACAAACCUGACUCUAUGGGAAGCAACUUUGGGCAGUUCCUAUAUGUGCAGAAAGGAGCAAAGCUACAACCUGACUGACGCGUUUACUCUCAACACUUUUGAUCUUCAAGUCCAGCCCUAUGAAGUGACAAGCAACAAAUUUAACAAAGCUGUGGACUGCCAGGCUGAUGUGGAUAACUACAUUGUCCCUAUAGCGGUUGGAGUUGCCCUUGGUGUUCUCAUACUCAUUGUAAUAUUGGCCUAUGUCAUUGGAAGGAAGAGAAACCAAUUCGCCGGCUAUGAGUCAUUCAGCUAAUUCUCACAUUGUCCAUUCUCAAAAAUGAAUGUUUCGGUAGAUAUUUGUUGAUAUAUUUUGAUUUAAAGCAGGAGUUAUAUAUACUGGAAUUCCACCAUUCUAAUUGUUCUCAAUAUGCACUUUCUUUUUUGUAAUUUAGAAAAUACUGUAGGAUUACACUACGUUGAAAAGCAAAUGUUUGAGAAAUUAGAAUUGUAAUUCUAAUACUUUUUUAACAUUUUUUGAUAAAUGAUGUGCCAUAAAAAAAAAAGUAUUAAUGAUCUUGAUCAAGUAUUUGAUUGGCCAAAUGAAUGUGUCAAAGUGCAAUUUAGGAGCCAUCACAUAUAUAGUCAGUGUAUUUUAUACAGUAUGAUCAAAUGAAAUUUUCCCCAGAGGAAAGACAGCAGCAAAACAGAAUUGCUUCUGGAUACUUGAAUUUGAUUUAACAACUGUUAGGGAUGCAACCUUUUCCCCCUCUCUCACCCUCUUCAGGCAUCUGUGAAGAUUAAGCCACACAACAGCAGUGAUGUCAUACCACCUCUACUGCUCUUAUUCCUGCAUGUGUCCUCACAGAUAAUCUGUAUCCCUCCAGUAAUCACUCUCCUCCGUUUCUCUCUCUCUCUCUCUCUCUCUUUUUUUUAUUCUCACGCCAGCCGAGGAGUGCUUCCUGGAUGCUGAUUUGAGCUUUCUUGUGCCCAUCGCUGUGGGCGUGGCCCUGAGCUUCUUAAUCAUCCUUGUGCUUAUCUCUUACCUGAUUGGCCGGAGGAAGAGUCGCACCGGUUACCAGUCUGUAUAAUUCACCUGAGCUCCUGCCUCCCAACACUAAACUCCAGCUUCCUCCUCUCCUCUUUUUUCCUCACUCCUAUACCUUCUCCCUCCUCCUCCUCUUCUUCCUUGCUCUGCUUGCCUGACCAGUCACAACCGCUUCUGAAAAAUCUUAAUACUGGUUUGUUUUGUUUGCCGUCCUAUAAGCAAUUGUAUCUCUGUUCUGGUUCUGGCUUUGCUUACCCGUUCUAAAAACAAAACCAUUAAAAAUAACGUUUUCCAACAGUGGUUACAAUGACUUCGCGUGAACAGAGAUUAUCAAACUAACUAUUGGCAUUGCACUCAAUUGUAAAUGCAUGGGACGUUUCAACAGGACAUUUUGCGUUUUAAUCCUGUUCGAGAAGCAGUCACAAAAGCUUUUUCUCAGUGAUUAAUUUUUUUUUUUUUUUUUGGUUCAUGCUAUGUUCUUUUUGUGUGCCAGUGGCUCUCUUGAAAGACUGAAUGAAUCUUUAUCAUUUAUGAUUUGGCACUUCAUGUUAAAGUUUCUAUAUCCUUGAAUGUAAAUGCACAUUUCCGUCAUUUGAAAAUGUACUCACUUUGUGGUUUGAUAAGAAAAAAAAUGUCCAUGUACAUUUCUCUUAAAUUUUAAUGAAGUUCUAUAAAGUGUAAUUGUACCUCUUGCACUUAAAAUAUACUGCGGUCUAGUACAAUAAAGGGACACUAAUUUUUAUACUGACACUUAACCAGCAUUUGACUGUGGGUUGUGAUGUGGGAAUAAUUUGAUUGCGAUGUUGUUUCCUCUGUGAAGUUCCCCUCAGGGAAAAUUAGACUGUGUUGUAAAGCUUAAGUUUCUAUUUGGCCAGAACACACAAUAUGUGAUUACCAAUUCCAGUAAGUACAUGCCAGACCAAAGCUUUGAUUGGUAAAGCACUCACUGAAUCCGAGAAGAAGAAACCAGAUAUAACUGUGUUUUCAGAAUCUGAAUGUGGUGAAUGUUUCCAUUUAGACUUAUUUUUUUUUUCUCCUUCUGUCUACAAUAUCAGCUGGAUAUACACGAUUCCAAAAUGAAGAUUUAAGGUCCCCUCGUAUCUUGUGCCUUUUUUUGUUGACCUCACCCCACUCCCCCCCCCACUCCGAAACAUGUUUUAUGCGGUCAACAAAUGCAAAAACGUAAAUCUGUUCCAAAAAAAAAAAGAAAGAAAAAAAAAAAAAAAGCAGGGAAAAUCUCAAUAAAGUGUCUUUCCUGGUUUGUA
Chanos chanos (milkfish) is the source of this 2990-nucleotide messenger RNA. RefSeq names its product lysosomal-associated membrane protein 2 (gene lamp2). Gene Ontology annotation, cellular component: autophagosome membrane; plasma membrane; lysosomal membrane. The record is from RefSeq and is a predicted model, not a curated record. Gene Ontology annotation, biological process: cellular response to starvation; protein targeting to lysosome involved in chaperone-mediated autophagy; autophagosome maturation. The transcript is spliced from 6 exons. Lineage: Eukaryota; Metazoa; Chordata; Actinopteri; Gonorynchiformes; Chanidae. The coding region runs from base 1 to 993 and encodes 330 amino acids.